This is a messenger RNA of Ruditapes philippinarum (Manila clam), 771 nucleotides long. RefSeq lists its product as uncharacterized. The record is from RefSeq and is a predicted model, not a curated record. NCBI's taxonomy places the organism in Eukaryota, Metazoa, Mollusca, Bivalvia, Venerida, Veneridae. The coding region runs from base 60 to 362 and encodes 100 amino acids. The transcript is spliced from 4 exons.
UUGUUUUACAUCAAGGGAAGCAACUCUUUCCAACUGCAAGGAGAUGAUGAAGAAGAAGAAUGUCCUAUCUUAAGAAAAUUCACCCUGGAAAAGUCUUUGCCACUGCUGUUAUUGUCAUGGGAUCAUUUUCUAUGGUUAAAUUAUUCCAAGAAUCCAGAUUUAUGAAGAAAGACUUAAACGUUCUUUCAAAAUCACAAUUAAAUGAAAGAGAUCUUGAGCGAGUGAAAGAAAAAUAUAAGUUCUCUGCACUAGACAUAGAAUCCUUAAAGAAAGCAAAAAAGCUUAGAAAAACUGCGAUGGUAGAAAACGUUAUAGAAAAAGACCCAAAUUUUGAGCAUAAAAGGGCUGAAGGAAUGGAUUAAUCCAAGAUUAUGAACUUUAAAAAAGUAUUAAAGUGAUUUUUGUUCAGGUUCAGUAUUCUCAAGACUUCAAACUGACUGCACAAAAAAAUAACAGUCUAGUGUUGAUAACUUUAAGGAAGCAGCAUAUUAAAAUCAAAGAACUUUGUGAAAAGAUGCAAGUGAAACAGACUUCUAGAAAAUUGUGUCAACUUAAAAAUUUAGAAAUAAAUGUGAGUUAUUCUUAAAUUGACAAACUCUUACAAAUUUCUUUAGUAAUGUAGGAAUACAUGGUAUAUUUUAAAUGUUCCGAAUCAAGGCAUGAAAACAUUAAAUGUUAUCGACUAUGCUUUAUUCUUACUUCUAAUGAUUUAUUUUAUUGUGUGGUAAUGAUCUGUGAUAUUUACGAUGAAUAAAAUAAUGUGUUUUUAUA